GAGUGUAGCCGUUGCACUUGUCUAACGCUCCCUCUCUCUUUUUUUCUUUCUCUAUAGCUGUUCUUCACUAUUUCUCUCUCUACCCUCACACACCACCACUGAGUAAAACACUAUCAACACAACACUCUUCUAAUUGAGGCUUUUUCCAGUGACCCAUUUGUUUAUUCUCAAUUUUUCAGUUGAAUUUCAACUGCAAUAGGUAGAUUGCGAUUUCCCCCACCAGAAACCCUAGCCAUUUCUAGAUGACCCACUUGUAAAUUCGCAAUUUUGUUGCUGAAUUUCAGCUGUGUUUGAUAGUUUCUUUGUAUCUUCUCCGCCAAUUUUGGGGAAAAAAAUGUCAGAACACGAUCUGUCCAAGAAAGUAGCCGAUAGGUAUCUCAAGCGUGAGGUUCUUGGUGAAGGUACAUACGGUGUGGUGUACAAAGCCAUAGAUACGCAGACAGGGCAGACUGUGGCAAUUAAGAAGAUCCGGCUUGGCAAGCAGAAAGAAGGGGUCAAUUUUACGGCUCUCAGAGAAAUUAAACUGCUUAAGGAGCUCAAAGAUCCAAACAUUAUUGAGUUGAUUGAUGCCUUUCCACAUAAAGGGAAUUUACAUCUUGUGUUUGCCUUCAUGGAGACAGACCUUGAAGCUGUUAUACGGGACCGGAAUAUUGUUCUUUCACCCGGUGACAUAAAAUCUUACCUUCAGAUGACACUUAAAGGCCUUGCUGUUUGCCACAAGAAAUGGGUGUUACAUAGGGAUAUGAAGCCAAAUAACUUGUUGAUAGGAUCUAACGGACAACUGAAACUUGCAGAUUUUGGUUUAGCUAGGGUAUUUGGAAGCCCAGAUCGUAGGUUCACUCAUCAGGUAUUUGCAAGGUGGUAUAGAGCACCUGAACUAUUAUUUGGUACCAAGCAGUAUGGUCCAGGGGUAGAUGUUUGGGCUGCAGCCUGUAUUUUUGCUGAGCUUCUUCUUCGUCGACCCUUCCUGCAGGGUUCAAGUGAUAUUGAUCAAUUAGGAAAAAUUUUCGCAGCAUUUGGAACUCCAUCUUCUUCUCAGUGGCCCGAUAUGAUCUACCUACCUGAUUAUGUUGAAUAUCAACAUGUUCUUUCUCCACCUUUGCGUUCUUUGUUUCCAAUGGCAAGUGACGAUGCUCUGGAUUUGUUGUCAAAGAUGUUUACCUAUGAUCCAAAAGCCAGAAUUUCAGUGCAGCAGGCAUUAGAGCACAGGUACUUCUCUUCUGCACCUCUGCCCACAGAUCCUGUUAAACUUCCAAGACCUGCCCCUAAGAAGGAAUCUAAGGCUUCGGAUGCCAUUUCAAACGAAGGUCCUACUGUCUUGUCACCUCCUAGAAAGUCUAGGAGAGUAAUGCCAGGGCGUGAUGGGUCUGAAGGCAAUUCUUUGCAAGGAGAUAAGUUUGAUGACAGUGUUAGUGUCAGACAGGCAGCUGGUGAUAAUACUGGCAAAAAUGAGCCAGUUCCAAUGUCCCUAGAUUUUUCUCUUUUUGGAUUGAAACCUCCAAAUAGACCUACAAUUACCAGUGCUGACAGAUCACAUUUAAAAAGAAAGUUAGAUCUAGAAUUUUAGCAACCUGGAUGAAAUAUUCUAAUGGUGGUUGCAUCAGUACAUUGAGAAAAAACACUGCGUAUCAGCUUCGGUUGUAUGUCAUUCCUUCCUUCUCUCUCUGUCUGCAUGAAGCUACUAUGAUUAUGUUGAUUUUAAAAGGAAGAAGAACGUAGCAGUGAGAGCGGAUUAACAAGCAUCUCACUUAUAUAGUAGUUUCAAGAGAGUUGAAAGUAACUAUCAUAGAUUAAAAAAAUAAGUAACCGUACUCUUUGGGUCCCUUUGCUCUGAAUUUUUUGUUCUCAGCAUUCAACAGAACUUGUAUCUCUUCAUGGAUGCUUGAUGCUUGGUUGAGGGCUUUUUCUUGAGCCCUUGCCUCACGCUUCACAAAGUAAUGGUGGGGAAAACUGGAUGUUAACAUUGAUUUGUUAUUCAACAUAAAGAGAAAUUAUUGUUUACACUCAAAGUGUAUAAUAUGUAUUUUCUUGGGGGGUUUUGCACUGAUCAAUUUUUUUCUUUGUAGACAUCGUGGUUGAUUUUGGCUGAAUGCAUGCUCUUCUGGAGUGCUGUGUUUGUGCAGAACCUUGGUUUAAUUUUUGUUUAACAAGCUAAUGAUUUGAACUUUCAUUUCAGUGUGUGCUAAUUUACUACUGUCUUAUAUAGUUUUCAUUCUUAAAGCAUUGUUGAUGUUUCUUAUACCAGUUUUAGAUGGAGAUGCUGUCAUGCAUGUUUGUGUGCAAAUUAAUUUUGUAAAGAAAAAUGUAUUGUUUUUCGAUAGUUGUUUCAGAAAGUAAGGAAAGAACAACAAUUGUUUCCUUAAA
Molecule: messenger RNA, 2364 nt
Organism: Vigna unguiculata (cowpea)
Lineage: Eukaryota; Viridiplantae; Streptophyta; Magnoliopsida; Fabales; Fabaceae
Product: cyclin-dependent kinase D-3-like
Biological process (GO): positive regulation of transcription by RNA polymerase II; protein phosphorylation
Cellular component (GO): transcription factor TFIIK complex; transcription factor TFIIH holo complex; nucleus
Molecular function (GO): RNA polymerase II CTD heptapeptide repeat kinase activity; cyclin-dependent protein serine/threonine kinase activity; ATP binding
Source: RefSeq, a predicted model, not a curated record